This is a messenger RNA of Colletes gigas, 2504 nucleotides long. Its product is annotated as nucleolar MIF4G domain-containing protein 1 homolog. Gene Ontology annotation, cellular component: nucleolus. The transcript is spliced from 8 exons. The record is from RefSeq and is a predicted model, not a curated record. Gene Ontology annotation, biological process: ribosomal small subunit biogenesis. Gene Ontology annotation, molecular function: protein binding; RNA binding. NCBI's taxonomy places the organism in Eukaryota, Metazoa, Arthropoda, Insecta, Hymenoptera, Colletidae. Bases 67 to 2451 code for a protein of 794 amino acids.
AGUAAGAAUGAAACUAAAUGAAUUUUGAAGUCGAUACUUUUAUAAGUUUUAUUAAAUUAAAUAAAUAUGAGUUCGUUCAAACGAUCAAAAGUAAAGAAUAAAGAAAGGAGAAAUGCAAAUUCAAAAUUGGUAAAGAAAUCACGUAAACAAAUGCGUAAAGAGGCAAGGAAGCAAAAGAAAACAGACAGAGCAAUUUAUUUUCAAAAGAAAAAUGAAUUGGGUAUUACAGGUACACGUGGUGGCAAACGAUUAAAAGCAGUUACAGCCAACGAAGAUGAGAAUGGCGAUGAUUGUACGAUUGACAAGACUAUUAAUUUGCAACAAAAAACUGUCAAGGGAAAAAAACGACAGAAAGUAGAAUGCAAAAAAAACAAUGAAAAAUGUAAAUUACUUAAGGAAGCAAACUUGAAAGAAGAUAAAAUCAUUAAAAAAUUGGAGAAGCAAUUGAAAUUAAAUAAAAGAAAGAAGAAGUCAAUUCCUCAAUCUUUUGUAGCAGAUGGUUUAGAUUAUCUUUUGGAUUUUUGUUCAGAGGAAGAUAGAAAAUGCAUGGUAGAAACAGAAAGGGAGCAGUUAGAAAAUGAAAUUAAUAAUGAAUUUGAAGCAGAUUUUACUAUGGCUGUAAAAGAAAAUCUGAUAGAAAAUGUACAAACUAAUGAGUCGUUUGAGAGUAAUGAAAAUGAAAAUGAAGACACAGAUAAUAGUUCUACUUGCACAAGUGAAGAUCUUGCAGCUAACAGCAGCAAUUUAAAUAUAUGUAUGGAUAACAAAGUAAAACCUGAUUCUAGUCAAAAUGAAAAAUCUGUAAAUAUCGAUAUUAAAGAUGAAGGUUUAUGGGAAGACAUCUAUGGAAGAAAAAGGGAUAAAGGUGGUAAUAUUGUACAUGAAGUUACAAGAUAUAUUCCUCCAGCUGCACGUAUUAUUCCAAAUGGAAAUAUGGAUUCUGAAAAAUUACUUUCCUUGAGAAAACAAUUAAAGGGAUGUUUGAAUAGAGUAGCAGAACAUAAUAUUCACACUAUAGCCAAUCAGAUUGAAGAAAUGUACAUGACACACAGCCGUAAUAAUAUGAAUCACAUGUUAUCAAAUUUAGCAUUUGAAGCUUUAGUUGCACAUGUACUUACACCAGACCGUCUGGUUUGUGAACAUAUGAUGUUAAUUGCUAUUCUACAUGCUAAUGUUGGUGUUGAGAUUGGUGCUCACUUUUUAGAAACACUUGUAAAAAAAUUUGUGAAAACAAUGGAAGUACCACAGGAUGUAGAGAACAAAGAAUUAGAUAAUGUGAUUCUCAUGAUUUCCCAUCUAUACAACUUUAAGGUAUAUGGGCAUAAACUUCUCUAUCAGAUACUCGAUACACUUAUGAUCAAAUUCACAGAGAAAGAAAUUGAAUUGAUAUUGCUUAUUUUAAAAACAGUCGGAUUUCCACUGCGAAAAGAUGAUCCAAUCGCUUUGAAAGAAUUUAUACACACUUUACAACAAAAGGCUAGCAAUAGUGACGGACAAAGUUCAAGAGUUAAAUAUAUGCUGGAUGUUUUGUUAGCAAUAAAGAAUAACAACAUCAGUAAAAUGCCUCAAUAUGACUCUUCACACGUGGAACAUUUAAAGAAAAUAAUAAAAAGCGUUAUACGCAAAGGCAAUAGUGUAACACAAUUUAAUGUGUCCCUAGAGGAUUUGUUACAUACUGAUGAAAAUGGAAAAUGGUGGAUCAUUGGUUCAGCUUGGACAGGAUCUAAUAAUAUGGACAAUCAAGGAAAGCCAGAGAGACAAAAUAAACUUAACUUCGGUAAAAAAAUAUUAGACCUGGCACAGAAGCAAAGAAUGAACACUGAUACAAGAAAAAAUAUUUUUUGCAUUCUUAUGACUGCUGAAGACUACUUGGAUGCUUUUGAAAAACUUCAUCAUCUUGGUUUGAAAGACCAACAAGGAGAUGAAAUUGUACAUGUAUUAAUGCAUUGUUGCUUGCAAGAAAAUAAGUUCAAUCCUUACUAUGCGGUAUUGGCGCAAAAAUUAUGCGAAUAUAACCGAAAAUACCAACUCACAAUACAAUACGCUUUAUGGGAUAAACUGAAAACACUGGAAAUUUAUGGAACAAGACAGCUAAACAACCUGGCACGAUUUUUUACCUAUUUAUUCGUUGAAAAAUGUCUGGCUUUAUCAAUUUUAAAAGUUAUUGAAUUCACAGAAUUAGACAAAUCUACUAUGAAACUCGUUAGACAAAUCAUAUUGGGUAUUCUAUUGCACAAAAAUGAACAGGCUUGUCUGGAUGUAUUUAAGAGAAUAUCCAUUUCUCCUCAAUUGCAAACUUUUAAAGAAAGUCUUCGCUUAUUCAUCAGUUGUUUUCUAAUAAAAAAUAUAAACUCGAGCGAUAUGUUAGAUACGAAAAUAAUGAUGUUAAAGAGAAGAGCUGAAUUAGUAGAUAAAAUAUUAAUUUCAGAUGGGUCCAAGGUUAUAUUUUGAUACUAGUAAAAUAUAACAAAUUCUCCAACGUUAACAUAAUUGUAAAUAAUACC